AUGUCCGCGAGUAAAGAAGUCGUGUUUCCAAACAUUCUCUGGGCGCAGCGAUCGGAGCACGUUUUUGUGUCUAUCCCGCUGCAGGACGCUGCCAACGUCGCUGUGGAGAUUCGCAGUGGGCGGCGGCUGCAUUUUUCCGCCACCGCCGGUGGGCAGGAUUACGGCUGCGUCUUGGAACUGUUUCGUGAAAUAUCCUCAGAGGAGAGCAGUCACGUGACACUUCCGCGGCAGAUUGAGCUGAAACUGAAGAAGAAGUGGCCCAACGACGCCAGUGACGAGAAGGAAGUGGCACUAUGUCGCGCCUGGCCGCGACUGACAAAGGAAAAAACGAAAAAUUGCCACAUCCAGGUGGACUGGUCACGCUGGAAGGACGAUGACGCAGAUAGCGAAAACGAUGGUGGUCUGGGCUUUGACUAUGGCAAUAUGAUGUCGGAAAUGAUGUUACAGAAGGGGCUUGAGAAGAAAGAGCCGACACCUUUCUCGAGCGCAUUGGAAGGAAAGGGCGAAAACGACAACGAGAAAAAGAACGAUGUCAUGGGAACUGGGAAUAAUGACGAUGAUUACGAAGAUCUUCCUCCUUUAGAGGAGUAA
Trypanosoma cruzi is the source of this 591-nucleotide messenger RNA. RefSeq lists its product as uncharacterized. Gene Ontology annotation, molecular function: Hsp90 protein binding; protein-folding chaperone binding. Bases 1 to 591 code for a protein of 196 amino acids. Gene Ontology annotation, cellular component: nucleus; cytosol. The record is from RefSeq and is a predicted model, not a curated record. NCBI's taxonomy places the organism in Eukaryota, Euglenozoa, Kinetoplastea, Trypanosomatida, Trypanosomatidae. Gene Ontology annotation, biological process: chaperone-mediated protein complex assembly; protein folding. The transcript has a single exon.